Phanerochaete carnosa HHB-10118-sp is the source of this 1829-nucleotide messenger RNA. RefSeq lists its product as uncharacterized. Gene Ontology annotation, molecular function: tRNA (uridine) methyltransferase activity. NCBI's taxonomy places the organism in Eukaryota, Fungi, Basidiomycota, Agaricomycetes, Polyporales, Phanerochaetaceae. Gene Ontology annotation, biological process: tRNA methylation. The transcript has 5 exons. The record is from RefSeq and is a predicted model, not a curated record. The coding region runs from base 98 to 1630 and encodes 510 amino acids.
UCGUGGCACUGUACUAGACGCCAUGGGCAGACUUUUCCGGGCUACAGCUUAGGCCGUGAGUGCAGCUCGGAUCCAUGAAGUGCAAAGCCUCAGCAGGAUGAGCCAAGAUCGCCCAACCUUCCAACCCGUGCCUCUGCAUGACUCAGCUGCAGAGCCAUCCGUCUUGCGAAGCGCAGAUAACGCCACAAGUUGGGUGCCUAUGACCGGCUGUCCUGCUGGUUUCCCCAUCGAAAUUUUCGAACCAGCUAUUUCCCAACUUCUAUAUCACCCAGAGUAUAACUCCACUCUCAUCCUACGAACGGAAAUUAUAUCAGAGAGCGGCACAAGUAUACCAGCGGAGACGCCUUUCUUCCAAGGAUACCGCGCGAUACGGUCUAUCCAUCGCAGGCUGCUGCCACGGCGCCCUGGUCGUGACCAGGGCUUAGAGCAAUACUGCACUUUGUAUGGCCUCUCAAAUGGCGAUUCGGACGAGGACAUGACGCCGUCGUUACUUGUGCUCACACCAAUCGUUGAUGGUGAAGGGUCUCUGCCAUACUAUCACCCCCGUGUCUCGCAUCUUGCCUUUCGUUAUGUGCCUUCGAAAACACCUACGAUACAGAUCGAGGCCGUUCCGCUACCAGGCACUCCCCUCGACAUAAAUGCUAGACUAUACCGGACGUGUCUCGCUCUCUUGGAGACACUCCACCGCUACGGCUGGGGUACGAUGACGCAGUACAAGAAGCGGGUCCUACACGACCGGGUUGUACCCAGAGAUGAAUAUCAGGACCUCUAUCUUGUCUUGCGAGAACGCCACAAGCACCUCGUCAAUGAAUGGCACGAGGUCACUGACCCCCUGAAGCACGUAUUUGAGGACAUAGGCAUUGCAACAUUUCUCAUCUUACUAUGGAAGCAGAUGUACAAGCAAGAGUGCGCGGACGAGAUAAACAUCUCAUUGGACGAAGAGCCGUGGAAAUCGUGGCCGCGUCCUCCUGCAGGCUUCGUGGACCUUGGAUGUGGUAACGGUUUGUUGGCGCAUAUACUCACCACUGAAGGCUAUGAGGGGUGCGGCGUUGACGUCCGUGCACGAAUAUCCUGGGCUCAUUAUCCUGAGUCCACUCAGAAGAACCUGCGUGUGGAGGCAUUAGAUCCCACCGCCUUGUCACAGCCGAACUUCAGUCAUCUAGACCUUGUUUCAGGAGUGUUCCUCAUCGGCAACCACGCAGACGAGCUGACACCAUGGGUGCCCAUCAUCGCCACGCUUUGCCACGCCUCGGGCUACCUCUCAAUUCCGUGCUGUGCCUGGACCUUUGAUUCGCGUUACGAACGGUCGAGGGAGGUACCUUUUUCUACAGGAAUGGACCCCGACGAAUUUGCUGACUCGCUUCACCUCGGUGGGGACGGUGGCAACACCAGUUCUUAUUCGCACUACCGAAUCUGGCUCGCUUCGCUCAGCCUUCACUGCGGCUGGAAAGUGGAAAGCGAGACGUUGCGUAUACCGAGCACCCGAAAUUGGGCGCUGAUAGGUCAUGCCUGGUCCUCGCCAGAGGAUGCCGAACAAGCUCGCAAGAACGCCGUCGAUAUCUUGAUCGACGUUGAGAGGCGGGGUAUAUUCAAGACGCGGCGUCCUGAAGGAAAAGCGGGUGGUCACUGAGGUAACGAUAUUUGGGCCAUGCCGCGAGUUUUGGAUCCUUGUACGACAUGCAGAACGUCGCGCGCGGCCAAUCCGAACUCUCGCGAACCGGGCAUCACUGCCCCAUAAAUGUUGUCCGUUCCAGACUAGUGGCGUAUACGCAGAGAUCGUCCUUGUAUUCGCGAUGAAUGCAUGUUCAAACUAAAGCUUGCGUUUCCGC